UCUCACGGAGCGGGGGAAUGGCGGGCGAGCUGAGCGCUGAGGCGGCGCGGGAGAUUCGCCAGCUGGAGAAAUCCAAGGAGAAGUCGCGGCGAGUCGGGAACGCGGCCGAGGAGGCGGCGGCCUGCAACCGCCUGGGGGAGAUCCUGGCUGCUCAUGGCCGGUUCGAGGAGGCGCUGGCCCAGCACCGGUUGGAGCUGCAGCUGCUGCAGGGCUCCGGGGACGCCCUGGGCUGCGCCGUCGCUCACCGCAAGGUCGGGGAGCGCCUGGCCGAGCUGCACCGCUUCCCUCAGGCACUGCAGCACCAGCUGCAGCACCUGGCCCUGGCCCGCUCCCUCAGCGACGCCGUGGAGCAGCAGCGCGCCUGGGCCACCAUCGGCCGCACUUUCCUCUUCAUGGCCGAAAACCCCGAAAUCCCCGAAAUCCCCGAAAUCCCCGAAUUCCCCGAAUUCCCAAAAAUCCCUGAGGAAGCCCAGGAGGCCGAGGGCAGCCAGGGAAAUCCGGGAAUUUCCGAAAAUUUGGGAAUUUCGGGGUCCGUGACGGCGCUGCGCCGAGCGCUGAGGGCGUUCCACUGCAGCCUGCACAUCCUGGAGACGCAGCUGGAAG
Camarhynchus parvulus is the source of this 603-nucleotide messenger RNA. Its product is annotated as tonsoku-like protein. The record is from RefSeq and is a predicted model, not a curated record. The annotation marks the transcript as partial. Gene Ontology annotation, molecular function: protein binding. NCBI's taxonomy places the organism in Eukaryota, Metazoa, Chordata, Aves, Passeriformes, Thraupidae. The transcript is spliced from 4 exons.